Molecule: messenger RNA, 989 nt
Organism: Triplophysa dalaica
Lineage: Eukaryota; Metazoa; Chordata; Actinopteri; Cypriniformes; Nemacheilidae
Product: histone H4
Exons: 6
Coding region: 3-989 (328 amino acids)
Biological process (GO): nucleosome assembly
Cellular component (GO): nucleosome
Molecular function (GO): protein heterodimerization activity; DNA binding; structural constituent of chromatin
Source: RefSeq, a predicted model, not a curated record
UCAUGUCUGGAAGAGGUAAAGGCGGAAAGGGACUCGGAAAAGGAGGCGCGAAGCGUCAUCGUAAAGUUCUGCGUGAUAACAUCCAGGGCAUCACCAAGCCUGCCAUCCGUCGUCUUGCUCGACGCGGCGGAGUGAAACGUAUCUCCGGUCUCAUCUACGAGGAGACUCGCGGUGUCUUGAAGGUGUUUCUGGAGAACGUUAUCCGUGACGCCGUCACCUACACCGAGCACGCCAAGAGAAAGACCGUCACCGCCAUGGACGUCGUGUACGCGCUGAAACGACAGGGACGCACUCUACCAGUUUUACUGCACAUAUGCUCUUUGCGGUCAGCAAUGGCAAGAACCAAGCAGACCGCUCGUAAGUCCACCGGUGGCAAAGCCCCGAGGAAGCAGCUCGCCACCAAAGCCGCCCGUAAGAGCGCUCCCGCCACCGGCGGCGUGAAGAAGCCUCAUCGUUACAGGCCCGGCACCGUGGCUCUGAGAGAGAUCCGCCGCUACCAGAAGUCCACCGAGCUGCUCAUCCGCAAACUGCCUUUCCAGCGCCUGGUGAGAGAGAUCGCUCAGGACUUCAAGACGGAUCUGCGCUUCCAGAGCUCCGCCGUCAUGGCUCUGCAGGAGUCCAGCGAGGCUUAUCUGGUCGGUCUGUUCGAGGACACAAACCUGUCAAUUGUCACAAUCAUGUCUGGAAGAGGUAAAGGCGGAAAGGGACUCGGAAAAGGAGGCGCGAAGCGUCAUCGCAAAGUGUUGCGUGAUAACAUCCAGGGCAUCACCAAGCCUGCCAUCCGUCGUCUUGCUCGACGCGGCGGAGUGAAACGUAUCUCUGGUCUCAUCUACGAGGAGACUCGCGGUGUGUUGAAGGUGUUUCUGGAGAACGUUAUCCGUGAUGCCGUCACCUACACCGAACACGCCAAGAGAAAGACCGUCACCGCCAUGGACGUCGUGUACGCGCUGAAACGACAGGGACGCACUCUGUACGGCUUCGGAGGUUAA